Messenger RNA from Exaiptasia diaphana, 1825 nucleotides. RefSeq names its product PI-PLC X domain-containing protein 2. Gene Ontology annotation, biological process: lipid metabolic process. Gene Ontology annotation, molecular function: phosphoric diester hydrolase activity. The record is from RefSeq and is a predicted model, not a curated record. The transcript has a single exon. The coding region runs from base 112 to 1038 and encodes 308 amino acids. Lineage: Eukaryota; Metazoa; Cnidaria; Anthozoa; Actiniaria; Aiptasiidae.
GUCACCACCAUCGUUCUUAUUUAUGUUUCAUAUCAUUUUCCACGUCUUGUAACUAAAAUAGUUCUACAGAAGCCUUCAUAUUCUACAAAUAGUAAGCCAAAGGUGAGACAAAUGCAUUCACCAAAGGAUAUGUCAAAAUGGAUGGAAUCACUUCCAGCUGAAAAGCAAAACAGUUCGCUCCAAAGUCUGGUCAUCCCUGGGUCACACGACUCCUGUUCGUUCUCUAUCAGAAAAGACCUCGAAGUCAGCCCAGGCGAAUCAAAAUGGCUGAAAGCUUUGGCUCAUCUUUUCCCAAAGACAAUCAAGUCGAUCAUUUACAAUUGGUCUGUGACACAAUCUUAUAACAUAUAUCAACAACUAAAGGCAGGGAUAAGAUAUCUUGAUUUGCGUGUAGCCAAAAGACCAAAAGAUGGAACGUACCGAGUUGUACAUGGUUUGUACGGAGCUACAUUAAGUGAAAUGUUGGCACAAGUGAAAACUUUCUUAAAAGAAUGCCCGAAAGAAAUUGUCAUUCUAGAUUUCAAUCACUUUUAUGGCAUGACUUCACAAGAUCACACAAUCUUCUCCAACUCAAUCAAAUCAGCAUUUGGAAAGACACUGAGGCCCCCAGGAAGCCAAGGAGUGAAUGUCACCUUAAAAGAGCUCUGGGAAAAUAAUGAGAAUAUCUUGGCAUUUUAUCUUGAUGCAGAGACUGUCAAGAAUAAUCCAUGCUUUUGGCCAAACAGCAAAAUAUACUCCCCCUGGGCAAAUACAAGUGAUCUGAAUACAUUACUUCACUUUCUUGAAAAUGAAACAGAGAGCAAACUACCCCCCGAGGAUCUCCACAUUGCUCAAGGUUUGCUCACCCCAAAUGCCAAAGUGCUUCUAGCAAACAUUUCCAAGUCGUUGAAAACCACACUCGCAUUGAAAGCAACAGAUGCUGUAACGACAUGGCUAGAUGAGCUACCAAAAAACAGUCAGAAAAAGCUGAAUAUUAUCAUUGUCGACUUUGUUGAAUCAGAUAACUUUGCAAGUAAUGUAAUUGAGAGAAAUUACUAACAAGGUGGUUGUUAAGAAAUUCAAUUUCAAGCUGACAGAAUCUUUGGGACAGAGUAUAAAGCUUUUUUUGGUCUUUAUUUACUAGCAAAAUGAAUAACAAAAGUUGACACCAUGUGUCAACUUGCAAUAGCAAAGCUUUUACAUUCAAAACACCGCUGUGGUAUUUGUGGUGCAUUUAGUACAAGCGUAAAACAUUGGUCAUGCUAUUUUAUGCUAGUUCUUUUGUUUACGCUUGUUCAACUAGCACUAUUUUGCACAAUUUAGUAUUGAUUGUUUCACAAUUUUACUGAAAGCACUCUACAUAAGUUACCCUACCAGACUAUGAUAUUAUACAUUUAAUAUAUUUUUUUUUUCAUUAUUACAAAUCAAAUACAAUAAUUAGCUAUCAAUACAAUUUAUGUAAAUAUUUAAAAUUAUUAUUCAAUUCUAUAUUUGAUAUGCAAAUCAACUACAUUGUUUACAUAGGCAUGUAAUGAUCAUAGGUGAAUGUGCUUAUUUGAAAAAACGUUAUUUUCUUGGGCAAUAUUUUCUAUUUUAUGUAGAAUUUUGUUAAUUGAAUAGGAUCAAGAAUUUGUAUAUACUAUAUUUUUGUAAAGCAAAAGGUGCUGCAUUCUUAUACUAAACUAGAAUGAAGGCCUUCAAACAUGCAUGCUAAAAUAACAUUAACUUUUAAACAUAAACAUAGUGUCAAUACAACAAGAGCAAAGAUGGUGGGUUCAGCCAUUUUUAUAAGGCGGUGAUUUUGUAAGCAAUAAUUCCUGAUACUUUAAUAAAAAUGCACUUGAAA